CCUCCGUUUCUAAGUCCAGCUCCACCGUUAGCUCCCAAAUCUCGGUGUGGCCGCGGCGGCCGAGGCGAGGCGAGAAAUGUCGUCCUCCGUCUCCGCCGCCGUUCUCCGCCGUCUCGGCGACCGGCUCGGCCUCCGCCGACUCGCGACGCUCCCCGACUACGCGGCCGGCGCCGAGGAGCUGCCGCAGCACCCCACCUCCAAGGACGCCUACUUCGCGGCGGUCAACCACCUCUCCACCAUCGUACGGCGCGACUUCUACCUGGAGCGCACCCUGAACCGCCUCCGCCUGCCGUCCCCCUUCCCGCCGGACCUCGCGCUCCGCGUCAUCCGCGCCGCUGCCCCCUCCGAGCCCCUCCACGCCGCCCGCUUCCUAGCGUGGCUCCGGGCGAAGCCCAAUUUCUCCCCCUCCGCCGAUCACUUCGACGCGCUGCUCCUCCCGCUCGCCCGCGCGCGCCUCUUCACCCACCUCUGGACCCAGGCCUCCGACAUGCGCGCGCUCGGCCUCCCCCUCUCUCCGGCAACCUUCUCGGCGGUUAUCUCGUCCUACGGCCACUCCCGCCUCGCCGAGCAGGCCGUCGAGGUCUUCAAUCGCCUUCCCCAUUUCGGGUGCCCGCAGACCACCGAGGUCUACAACGCCCUUCUCGAUGCGCUCUGCGCCAACGGCAACUUCGCCGGCGCCUACAAGCUGCUCCGCCGCAUGGCGCGAAAGGGCGUGGCCCCAGACCGCGCCACGUUCAGCACGCUCGUCGACGCCUGGUGCGCGUCGGGGAAGCUCCGGGAGGCGCAGGCGUUCCUCGACGACAUGUCGUCCCGCGGGUUCCGGCCGCCGGUGCGCGGCCGGGACCUCCUCGUCGACGGGCUCGUCCGAGCUGGGCGCCUGGAAGAAGCCAAGGCAUUCGCCCUCCGCAUCACCAAGGAGGGCGUCCUCCCCGACGUGGCCACAUUCAACUCGCUCGCCCAGGCGCUUUGCGAUGCUGGUGAUGUGGAAUUCGCCGUGGGUCUUCUUGCCGAUGCUUCCAGUCGUGGCAUGUGCCCAGAUAUCUCAACUUACAAAGUGAUGCUACCGGCCGUGGCCAAGGCUGGCCGAAUUGAGGAGGCAUUCCGAUUGUUCUAUGCGGCUAUUGAGGAUGGCCACCGGCCCUUCCCAAGUCUAUAUGCGGCGAUCGUCAAGGCGCUCUGCAAGGCAGGUCGUUUCGCUGAUGCUUUCGCCUUUUUUGGUGAUAUGAAGUCCAAGGGGCACCCACCUAACCGGCCUGUGUAUGUGAUGCUUGUCAAAAUGUGUGUGAGGGGUGGUCGGUUCUUGGAUGCUGCAAACUACCUUCUUGAGAUGAGUGAGGCUGGGUUCGCGCCACGGGCGCCAACCUUUAACGUUGUAGUUGAUGGGCUGCGGCAUCUUGGGAAACAUGAUCUAGCCCGGAGGAUGGAGCAGCUUGAGAUGUCACUAAAAGGAAACUGAAUGGAUCCGGAAGUAGAUGCAGUCUAGUGGGGCGCUGCGAAUUGCUUGGUGAAGUUUCUGAAUUUCCAGUGUAGGUUCACAAGAAAAGUAGUGGCGGAGUAGGCACUAAGUUCAGAGGAAUUGUUUCAACUUUACUUUGCCCUCGGUGAGCAUCAGAUACUCGAUUGGCAUGCAGAAUUGGACUUACCUUACAGUGUCCUAAUACCUUCUGACAAGGAACCAUCCGGGUGCACCCAACGAGAUCAAAGUUGAAUGAACCUAUGUUGUUACAUCAUGUGGCCAGAAUAGCCGGGCAUGCAGUGGCUCGACGUUCACAAGCUUUUCUUUUUUUUUAGGAUACACACAAGUAUGUGUAUCAUAUAUUAAAGGGAGAAAGGGGGUAAAGAGCCCCAUCCGCCAGAGUCUUACAUGCGAUUACAAUACAUGAUGACUCCCCAUCCACCGGACGUUCACAAGCUGAUUACAGGCUAUUGUAUCUCCUGAACAUACUACUGCAGAACUCAAGAACUCCCCAGUGAUUUGGGGAAGGAAUUUGCCUCGCGUUCGAUGGCCUGCCUUCUGUAUGGCGACAAACUAGAAACUACUGUCACGGCGGUGUUAGUAAGCGUAUGGGCACGACUGCAAAAGGGGGGAAUGCAGAAAUGUUUUGUAAUCAGGAGGUCAGCUAUGAUCCUAUGACUGAUCACACCGCUGAGGAACGCAAAUCCGAGAAGCCGAGGGAGGGGGUUGAUGAUGAGAUACAGCAUUGUCUUGCAUUUCAUAGACUGGGAAGAUUAUUUUUCUUGUGAAAAAACAUUGCUUAAUGUGAAUGUUGCAAUGAACUGAUAUACCUUGUCUUUUUCCCCGACCGAAGGUCUUUUGAAGACGUAUACAUUGUUCAACUUUCAGUGAUGGAAAUUGUGGGUAAAUUCAGUUGGUCCAA
Triticum aestivum (bread wheat) is the source of this 2378-nucleotide messenger RNA. Its product is annotated as pentatricopeptide repeat-containing protein At5g18390, mitochondrial. Gene Ontology annotation, biological process: mitochondrial gene expression. NCBI's taxonomy places the organism in Eukaryota, Viridiplantae, Streptophyta, Magnoliopsida, Poales, Poaceae. Gene Ontology annotation, molecular function: protein binding; mRNA binding. The record is from RefSeq and is a predicted model, not a curated record. The transcript is spliced from 3 exons. Gene Ontology annotation, cellular component: mitochondrion. Bases 77 to 1456 code for a protein of 459 amino acids.